Caenorhabditis bovis is the source of this 1395-nucleotide messenger RNA. The record is from the annotation of a GenBank genome assembly. NCBI's taxonomy places the organism in Eukaryota, Metazoa, Nematoda, Chromadorea, Rhabditida, Rhabditidae.
AUGAGGAGGGAUUUGGCCAUCAUCCUCCAGAUGGGAUUGGCUUUUGCAUUUAUUUUUUCCGCGUUUAAUUCGCAAGGAUUAAUUGAGAUAUCCGUAUUGCGCAAAAUGGCAGAACUUCAUCCGGAAAGCGGAAUUACGGAAAACAGUGGAUAUUAUAGUUUGUCCAUAAUUUACUUCUCCUUCACGAUAUUCAACUUGUUUGUGCCACCAGUUGUCAAGAAAUUAAGACCAAAAUGGUCACAGGCUGUCGGAGGCUUGUGUUAUUUGUUCUUCGAACUCACAUUCUUCCAUUUAAACGCAAUGCUGCUCUAUUUUGGUUCAGCUGUUCUUGGACUUGGUGCUGCAUUGCUUUGGACUGGAAAUGGUUGCUAUCUUGUGGACUUUUCUCGCAACGGAAAACUUGGUAGAAACUCUGGGAUUCUAUGGGCAAUGCUUCAAUCCUCACUGAUUACUGGCGGAGUUUUCCUUUACUAUGUUUUGCAAAAUGGAGACUUUGUCAAUUCGUUCAAGUUGGUUUAUACGGUUUUCUCAGUCGUCACUCUUCUUGGAAUCGCUUGCAUUGUGUUCUUGCCCAGCUAUCCUCCACAAUAUGAACAGCAAUUGGAAGACGUCAUCGUCGACGACACCCAGCCAAUCCUUUCUGUCCGCUCGGAGGAUGAUGAGCCGAUUCAAGUUUUUCCAACAUCCCGAGCCGAUACCCUCGAACCAGUUCGCGAUCAAAUUUUUCACACAUUCCGCCUUCUUUCGACACAGGAAAUGCUAAUGUUAUCAGUUACAUUCAUGUUCACCGGAAUUGAAAUGACGUUCUACACAGGUGUCUACACUGCUUGCAUCUCUUCCACGAACGCCUUAAGCAGCUAUUCGGACUUUAUCAUUGCUUACAAUGCAUUUGCUAUCGGAACGAGUCAAAUUUUGGGUGGAAUCCUCAACGGCCCAGCUCUUCGAAUGUUCAAAUUGAAUCGCGCUUCCUGCAUCAUUUUCGGAAUGAUUGCUCAUCUCGUCGCCUUUUUCCUAUGCUUUUUGGUCAUUCCAUUUGAUUCUACCCUUCAUAAAACUGACAUGCCAACUUAUGCUCAGCCGACACUUAUGAUGACACUCAUUAUCUCUUUCCUUCUGGGAAUUGCAGACGCUUGCUGGCAAACUCAACUUUAUGUGAUUCUCGGAGAACUUUACAGGGAUGAAUGCAUUUACGCAUUUGCAAUCUACAAGUUCUUCCAGUCAUUGGCCGCUUGCAUCUCCUUUUUCUACAGUGCCCACCUUCUUCUGCACUGGCAACUGUUGAUUCUUACCAUUUGUUGUUUUUUGUCGGCGUCAUUCUUCCUUCGUAUUGAAUAUCUAAUCGAAGUUGACAAUAACCGACCGAUUCUUGAUGAUGAAGAAGAAGUGCAAGCAUAA